Messenger RNA from Acanthosepion pharaonis, 1041 nucleotides. NCBI's taxonomy places the organism in Eukaryota, Metazoa, Mollusca, Cephalopoda, Sepiida, Sepiidae. The record is from the annotation of a GenBank genome assembly.
AUGGUCUUCUUCUUCUUCUUCUUCUUCUUCUUCUUCUUCUUCUCCUCCUCCUCUUAUUUAUCAUUCUCUCUUUUCUUUCUCUGUCUUUUUACUUUAAAUUACCUCCCUCUUUUCUCCCUUUCUCUAUUUACUUGUAUCUCCUUUACUUCCCCCCCUCUCUCUCUCUCUUUUCUGUUUUACUUCCUCCUCACAUUUCUUCCCUAUCUCCUUUUCUUCCUUCUUUUUUUCUUUUCUUCCUCUCUCUUCUUUCUUGUUCUCUUUAACUCCUCUCUCUCUUUCUUUUCUUUCUUUCUUUUUUCUUUCUUUCUUUCUUUCUCUUUAUUUUUUGUAUCUCUUUUCUUUCUCUGUCUUUUUACUUUAAAUUACCUCCCUCUUUUCUCCCUUUCUCUAUUUACUUGUAUCUCCCUUUACUUCCCCCUCUCUCUCUCUCUCUUUUCUCUUUUACUUCUUCACUCACAUUUCUUCCUAUCCCGCUUUUCUUCCUCUUUCUUUUUUCUUCCUCUCUCUUCUUUCUUGCUCUCUUUAACUCCUCUCACUCUCUUUUUCUUUCUACCUUUCUUUCUUUCUUUCUUUCUUUCUUUCUCUUUAUUUUUUGUAUCUCUUUUCUUUCUCUGUCUUUUUACUUUAAAUUACCUCCCUCUUUUUUCCCUUUCUCUAUUUACUUGUAUCUCCCUUUACUUCCCUCUCUCUCUCUCUUUCUUUUUCUUUUACUUCCUCUCAUUUCUUCCUAUCUCGCUUUUCUUCCUCUUUCUUUUUUCUUCCUCUCUCUUCUUUCUUGCUCUCUUUAACUCCUCUCACUCUCUUUUUCUUUCUUCCUUUCUUUUCUUUCUUUCUUUCUUUCUUUCUUUCUUUAUUUUUUGUAUCUCUUUUCUUUCUCUGUCUUUUUACUUUAAAUUACCUCCCUCUUUUCUCCCUUUCUCUAUUUACUUGUAUCUCGCUUUACUUCCCCUUCUCUCUCUCUCUCUUUUCUCUUUUACUUCCUCACUCACAUUUCUUCCUAUCUCGCUUUUCUUCCUCUCUCUUCUUUCUUGCUCUCUUUAA